UUUGACCAUCUUGAGGAUCAUCCAACGGUCCACAUUUAAGGAGAUCUCCGCCCAGUAAAUCUUGCGUUUAUGCUACCACUCCAACUGUACAAUACGGUGUCGUUUCCUAUAAGCAAACUCCGCAAAUUGAGACCCCGCCAAAACCAGCUUAUAGAGGGAAACUGAAGGGAAAGUGCAGAAAGAGAUGUUUGGCUGCUGAGAAAAUUUAAUUAGUUAUCGGAGCGCCUAAAGGGGGGUCGAAAUCCCUAAUCCAAUCUCUGGAGACGAAGAAAUCUAAGUGACUGAUAUUUGUAGGGGAAAUCUUUGGAAGACUCGAACAAAUGAUAAACGUUGGUGUCAACGAAUGGAUAAAGACACAAUUGUGUUUUUAUCAUAAUAAUUAUCUUGAUAUUAAUGUAAUUAACUGUCACAGCAUCCAUUGCGAGCUGGAUUGUUUAGGCUUCACUGUUUCGUCAACUAGAGCAAAUUUACAUUUUUUUUUCUUUUUUUUCCUUCUUUUUGACAUUAAUUUUAUAAAAAUUUUGUUUAUUUAAUUGAUUUCUCUGGUGAGAGACUGUUCUCUCUGAUUCAUGGAAGGUUGCAAGAGUCCAACCCUUUGUAAGAGGAUGCAUCCCCAAACAAUUGACUCAGAAGGUCCAUAUAGACUGCUUUAUUGUUCAUCUAAGGGCGACAAAACAGGGGUGAUGCAGGAGUUAGAAAAACACGUUGAACCCAAUUUGGCUGAUUAUGAUAAGAGAACAGCUCUUCAUUUAGCCUCUUGUGAAGGCUGCACUGAAAUUGUGGUCCUACUUCUUGAGAAAGGCGCCGAUGUGAAUUCUGUAGAUCGUUGGGGUCGCACCCCACUAUCAGAUGCUCGUAGCUUUGGCCAUGAGGAUAUUUGCAAGAUACUGGAAAGUCGGGGUGGAAUAGAUCCAGUAGGACUUGAUUCCCAGACACCAUGCUAUGAGAUCGAUUACAAUGAAGUGGGCAUGGAUGGUGCAACACUUAUUGGAGAAGGAGCGUAUGGUGAAGUUUAUUUAGUGAAGUGGCGUGGUACAGAAGUAGCAGCGAAAACUAUUCGCUCCUCUAUUGCAUCAAAUCAGAAAGUGAAGCAUACUUUUUUAAAGGAACUGGGCUUGUGGCAAAAGUUGCGCCACCCUAAUAUAGUGCAGUUCCUUGGUGUUCUAAAGCACUCUGACCGCUUAAUCUUCCUCACAGAGUAUCUUCGCAAUGGAAGUUUGUAUGACAUACUGAAAAAGAAAGGAAGACUUGAUUCACAAACAGCAGUUUCCUAUGCUUUAGAUAUUGCAAGGGGCAUGAAUUAUCUGCAUCAACAUAAACCGCAUGCUAUUAUACACCGGGAUUUGACACCAAGGAAUGUGCUGCAAGAUGAAUCAGGACACCUUAAGGUUACAGACUUUGGCCUAAGCAAAAUUGCACAGGAAAAGGAUGCUGGUUACAAGAUGACUGGUGGAACGGGUUCAUAUCGUUACAUGGCACCUGAGGUUUAUCGUCGAGAAUCCUAUGGGAAGAGUGUUGAUGUCUUCUCCUUUGCUCUUAUAGUACAUGAGAUGUUCCAAGGGGGACCAUCAAAUAGGGCAGAACUCCCAGAGCAAGUUGCUGACAAGCGGGCUUAUGAAGAUUCCCGUCCAUCCCUAUCCUCAAUUUUGUACCCUGAACCAAUCAAGAUGCUUCUCCGAGAGUGCUGGCAUAGGAACCCUGAAUGCCGACCUACAUUUGAGGAGAUAAUUUUAAGGCUGGAGAAUAUUGAAGACAAUUUGCGGCAUGAGAGACCUAUAAUUGGCUGCUGCGGAUGUAUUAUCUUAUGAGCAAUAGUUCAAUAUGUAGUCUAUGCUCAACAUACAGUGAUCACUGUAUUUGGUGCACGUUCUUCUUCACUGUGGACGUUUCUUUUUGUAAUGGACAUAAUGUCGCCUUUUCUUCUGUAUUAUGAUUUGUAAUGAUGGGUUGUGAAUAUCCUGGGAGAAGUUUCAUCUCCCAGCUGAUUGAUACCUUUGUACAAAACUCAUUCUGGGGAAUUAUAAUGGGCAUGCAAGUGUCACCAAAACUGUUGUUUCUAUUGGCUUUCUUAUUUGAAAAGGAAAAUGUUUCUGAGAUG
Messenger RNA from Hevea brasiliensis (rubber tree), 2098 nucleotides. RefSeq names its product serine/threonine-protein kinase VIK. Gene Ontology annotation, molecular function: protein binding; ATP binding; protein kinase activity. The transcript is spliced from 12 exons. Lineage: Eukaryota; Viridiplantae; Streptophyta; Magnoliopsida; Malpighiales; Euphorbiaceae. Bases 570 to 1808 code for a protein of 412 amino acids. The record is from RefSeq and is a predicted model, not a curated record. Gene Ontology annotation, biological process: protein phosphorylation.